GACUGAUCGAAAAGUUGACGUCCAGAAAGCAAGCCAUAGCUCCGACUUCCACUUCACACCCACUACCCAAACAACGCACCCACAAUGUUCGGAGGACCGCCCCCACCGCCCAGCAAGGCCGAGCUCGCCGCGCAGGAGAAGGCCGCCAGCCAAGGCCUUACCGCCGCCGCCGUCAUUUGCGUUCUCCUCCACAUCUGUAAGCGUCUCAUCAUCGCACCUGCGCGUGCAGCGAGCCUAAUUCAUUCACAGCUCCCUUCGCUGUCGAGUACGCCCAGCGCAUGUUUUAAGACGAUCGAUGGUUCCUACUGUACUCUACAUAUCCAGCACGAAGAGGACGUAAACGAUGGUAAUUCGGACGUCAUAUUAGAACCGCAGAGUUUACGAAAGAGCGGUAUUGGUGUACUUUCGAGGCUGCACACGCUGUACGCCGGAUGUAUUUUAUCAAGUCUAGCCCGCCGGAGCACCUUCAGAUAGCUUCGCGCGCACAACGACUCCAGGACAUUGAAGCUUUUGUAUUGAUAAUCGUGCAGCAUGGUAU
Messenger RNA from Aplosporella prunicola CBS 121167, 538 nucleotides. RefSeq lists its product as uncharacterized. The record is from RefSeq and is a predicted model, not a curated record. Bases 85 to 474 code for a protein of 129 amino acids. The transcript is spliced from 2 exons. NCBI's taxonomy places the organism in Eukaryota, Fungi, Ascomycota, Dothideomycetes, Botryosphaeriales, Aplosporellaceae.